CGUGUUUCUGCUCCUCUUCUUCUUCUCCCGACAGCCCCCCCAAGCCCCUCCAGCCAUCGACUCAUUUCUUGAGAAAAUUUGGUGGCAAAGCUUGAAUUUUCUCUUUCUUUCUUGUUCAAUCACAAGAUUUGGGGGCUUAGAAUUCUCUCUCUCAACCCAGAAAUUUUCGAAUCUGCUCUGCUCUUCCUCCCCUGUCCACCGGUGCUGCUAGGCACGAAAUUCUUGGCUUUCUCGGCCGUGAGUCCCCUACAGAAAUUGCCGCCGGCUUCUUCCCUCCGCCAGGUCCGGUUCUGCAGCUGGCUGGAAAUUCUAGUAUGUUGACAGCCCCAUGAAGUUCGAAAUUAUCCAUUUAAUUGCUGGGCUUUGUCCAUUUAGUUGAUGCUCUGUGCUGUCCGAAAUCUGCUGGAAAUAGGGGAUGAAUUUGGCAGCCCUUUAAAUGUGUUUUGUUGUUUAAAUUAUGUGGAAAUUACUUGAAUUGGCUGUUGUGAUGUUUUGUGUGAAAAUCCCGUGUGUGUGAGUUGUGGUUUGCCAAAGCCAUGCUCUCCACGUGCUGCCCGUGAGAAAUGGGGGGAAUUUUGGUAGCUUAAGCUAUGUUUUUAAGCUUGGGUUUAAGUGUAAAUUAGCUUGAAUUUGGUUGUUGUGACUUUGAAGAAAAAUCCCGUGAGAUUAGUUAUUGUUUUGCUAAUUUUGGAAGUUGAAGUUACUGUUCAUAGGUUCUUGAGUGUUAUGUCACCCGAGCACUGGGAUCAAGCCUUCUAUUCUGUGCUAGUAAGUUUUCCUUGUCCACCAUUUCAUGAAGCGAAACCGAGGACAGGGAAACCGAGGGGAGUGACGAGGUAAAAGGCUUGCCAUUCUAAUUGGAUAUAAGUUUUAGAUUUUAUCAUCUUUUUGUAAAGUAGAUUUUAUUCUUGAGAUUUUGUGAUUUGAAUAAGUUUCGAAUCUUGUG
This is a messenger RNA of Rubroshorea leprosula, 946 nucleotides long. The record is from the annotation of a GenBank genome assembly. NCBI's taxonomy places the organism in Eukaryota, Viridiplantae, Streptophyta, Magnoliopsida, Malvales, Dipterocarpaceae.